AUGGUAGAUAAUGGGACACGUAACUACAUUUCAUCUUUCUAUCUGGUUGAUAUUCCAGGGUUAGAAAAAUUUCAUAGCUGGAUUGGCAUCCCUGUCUGCCUCCUGCUUGUCCUGACCCUGCUGGGGAACUGUGUAAUCAUGGCUACUGUCAAGCUGGAGCCAAGCCUCCACCAGCCUAUGUAUUUCUUCCUCUGCAUGCUGGCAGUGAAUGACAUGUGUCUUACCUGUUCUGCUGCCCUGAAGAUGCUCGGCAUCUUUUGGUUUCAUGAACAGUGGACUGAGUUUGAUGUCUGCCUAACACAGAUGUAUUUUAUCCACAUGCUUUGCGUUACAGAGUCAGCCAUCCUAGUGGCCAUGGCAUUUGAUCGCUAUGUGGCUAUUUGCACCCCACUGCAUUAUGCAACCAUCCUGACCACAUCCAUGGUGACUAAACUCGGUCUAGUUGGCCUGAGCCGAGCUGUGCUCAUGGUUUUUCCGGGUCCUCUUCUCAUUAAGAGGCUGCCGUACUAUACAAAAUAUGUCAUCCCUCACACCUACUGUGAGCACAUGGCUGUGGUGAAGGUGGCCAGUGCCAGCACACACGUUAACAGAGCGUAUGGGAUCUCAGUUGCCCUGUCAGUGACAAUAAUGGAUCUGUGGCUCAUUGCCAUGUCCUAUGUAAAAAUCAUCCAGGUAGUGUUCCAGCUGUCUUCCAAGAAUGCCCACUCUAAAGUUCUGGGUACCUGUGCUGCCCAUGUCUGCGUUAUUCUUGUCUUGUACACACCUGCACUAUUCAGCUUCCUAACUCAACGCAUUGGCAAGAACGUCCCUCCAAGUGUCCACAUCAUCCUGGCCACUGUGUACCUCCUAGUGCCCCCCGCGGUCAAUCCCUUGGUGUAUGGUGUCAAGACCAAGCAGGUUCGUGAUCGAGUGUUGGGUCUCUUCUCCAUAAACAUGAAAAAUGCUGAAUAUUAA
Nannospalax galili (Upper Galilee mountains blind mole rat) is the source of this 954-nucleotide messenger RNA. Its product is annotated as olfactory receptor 52K1-like. NCBI's taxonomy places the organism in Eukaryota, Metazoa, Chordata, Mammalia, Rodentia, Spalacidae. Gene Ontology annotation, biological process: G protein-coupled receptor signaling pathway. The transcript has a single exon. Gene Ontology annotation, cellular component: membrane. Bases 1 to 954 code for a protein of 317 amino acids. The record is from RefSeq and is a predicted model, not a curated record. Gene Ontology annotation, molecular function: G protein-coupled receptor activity; olfactory receptor activity.